AUGUCUGAUCCGGAUCGAAUUCUUGAGCAUUGCCCCUUUCCUGAUGUCGGCCGUUCCCUUCAGCCGUACGUCAAGACUCGACAAGAAGUGGCGGCAAUCAGAAAUAGUCUGCAGGCCAAGCUGCCAAACUCCGCAAUCAACAGUUCUUUACCGACUUCAAAAGACAUCCGAGAGAUAACUUCAGUUACCGGCGUCCGCAAGGCUUAUCUGAGAGCAUUGCAGGCCCACCAGGCAGCGCAAGCAAGAUAUGACUCUCUGAAAGCGGAACUGGAAGAGCUCUCCCACGCCAGCUCUUCUACUUCUGAUCCUGCUGCUGAUAAUGGCUCGUUCAUGACUGAAAGCUACAUUCCCCUCAUGCGCCAGCGAGAGAAGCACCGCAAGCUCAAAAUCCUCCAGGCCACUCUGGCCAAAGUUGACGCUGCGGGCGGCAAGACUAUCGCGGAUUCUUUCGACAAAGUGACUAGGCGUCAAGUCGGAGAUCUUCCCGUCCCGCCGCCCGCCGCAGCAUUUGCCGAGCGUGAUGCUGGAACGGAGUCGGAGUACGACCUCACUCGUCUCAAGAAGGCCAUCUUAGCAGUGAGGCAUCAAUUGGAGGAGCAUGAGGCAGCAACAGUGCAAGCUAAUGGCGUCCUUCACGGGGAUUUGAAUCCACACGCGGAUUUAUACGCCCUCAAAAAAGCCCACAAUGAGCUCACGGCUUGGAUGGAGCAACAGCUGGCCAUGAUCAGUGACCUGGAAGCUCCCAAGGACGGGGACGGCGAGGCGCAAGAACAUGACAUGUCAAACGGCGAAGCGGAGUAUGGCUUGAAAGAUAUCGAAAGUCUCUACGAGCAGUAUCUGCAUUCGAGAGAGCAUCUCCUGGAGCUCGUCACCAAUUCAUCGAGCGCAAUUCCAAGCGCACCCUCAUCACCAGAAGUCAUCCGACGUCCAUCCACCACACCAGAACCUGAGCAAAGCCAAUCAGCUUCCGAAGCUUUGCUCCCAUAUCUUUCACGUUUGGUCCUCAUGCGACAGGCAGAAAGGGACCUGCUGCAGCAAAGUUCGAGCUCUUACCAUUCUCAGGGUGCGGAUCCAUCAUCUUCUCCCAACUGUGUGUGA
Molecule: messenger RNA, 1098 nt
Organism: Pseudocercospora fijiensis CIRAD86
Lineage: Eukaryota; Fungi; Ascomycota; Dothideomycetes; Mycosphaerellales; Mycosphaerellaceae
Exons: 1
Coding region: 1-1098 (365 amino acids)
Source: RefSeq, a predicted model, not a curated record